Molecule: messenger RNA, 5782 nt
Organism: Marmota monax (woodchuck)
Lineage: Eukaryota; Metazoa; Chordata; Mammalia; Rodentia; Sciuridae
Gene: Ubxn2a
Product: UBX domain protein 2A
Exons: 9
Coding region: 360-1136 (258 amino acids)
Biological process (GO): Golgi organization; proteasome-mediated ubiquitin-dependent protein catabolic process; membrane fusion
Cellular component (GO): cytosol; nucleus
Molecular function (GO): ubiquitin binding
Source: RefSeq, a predicted model, not a curated record
UGCGCAGAGCCGGCCCUGGCACGCGCGCGGCACCUCGCGACACCGAGGGAGGCGGGCCGCAUCCGUGAUGCGGGGCCACAGAGCCUGAAAGGGUGUUGGGGCGGCGACGCGCAGCCCGGAGGGGCUCCAGCUUAGCGGCAGGGGCAGUGCCCGCGAGCUGUGGACGAUUGAGGACAGGGCCACGAGGCCGCACCCAGAGGAUCUUCUUAAAUUGCCAAGGCCAGCCUUGAAUUUGUGAUACUCCUGCCUCAGCCUCCCCAGUUGCUGGAAUUACAGUUCUCGGCGGAUACAACAUCUUUGUUUGUAUGUGGUGCUGAGGAUCGAACCCUGGCCGCACGCAUGCCAGUAACACAAAGAGAAUGAAAGAAGUAGAUAAUCUUGAAAGUAUAAAAGAGAAGUGGGUUUCUGAAACAGGAUCCAACAAUCAACCUCUUAGUGAUAAUCAACAAACAAAUUGUGAAUAUUUUGUUGAUAGCCUUUUUGAGGAAGCUCAGAAGGUUGGUGCCAAAUGCUUGUCCCCUACUGAACAGAAGAAAGAGGUAGAUGUAAGUAUAAAAUUAUGGAAAAAUGGAUUCACAGUCAAUGAUGAUUUUAGAAGUUAUUCUGAUGGUGCAAGUCAGCAGUUUCUGAACUCUAUCAAAAAAGGGGAGUUACCUUCAGAAUUACAAGGAAUUUUUGAUAAAGAAGAGGUGGAUGUUAAAGUUGAAGAUAAGAAAAGUGAACUUUGUGUGUCUACAAAGCCUGUGUUCCAACCCUUCUCAGGACAGGGUCACAGACUGGGAAGUGCCACACCAAAAAUUGUUUCUAAAGCAAAGAGUAUUGAAGUUGAAAAUAAAAAUAAUUUGUCUACUGUUUCACUGAACAACUUGGAGCCCAUCACUAAUAUACAGAUCUGGUUAGCCAAUGGGAAAAGGAUUGUCCAGAAAUUCAAUACAUCUCAUAGGGUAAGCCACAUCAAAGACUUCAUUGAAAAAUACCAAGGAUCUCAAAGAAGUCCUCCCUUUUCCCUGGCAACGGCUCUUCCUUUCCUCAAAUUGCUAGAUGAGACACUCACAGUGGAAGAAGCAGAUUUACAGAAUGCUGUGAUUAUUCAGAGACUCAAAAAAACUGUCGAACCUCUCAGAGAAUUUUCAUAGAACUGAUUUUUAAGAGACUAAGUAGAAAUUUUGCAGAGAAAUGACGGUUGUAAGUGGACAUGCAAAAAUGGGAGAGAGGACACAUCAGAUUCACGUGACUUUUGGUGUGAGUGCUAUUUAACCCUCUUCUGAGGAAAAGAGUUUUGAAUAAUUUUAAGUUAAGGAAGUAACAUGACUAGAAGCUAUAUUUAAUGUACUUUUUCCAGAAGGCUACUCAAUAAGAAAAAUAUACUUACUUUCAAAAACCAGUUCAUCAGGGCUGAGGUUGUAGCUCAGUGGCAGAGCACUUGCCUAACACGUGUGAGGCACUGGGUUUGAUCCUCAGCACCACCUAAAAAUAAAUAAAUAAAAUAAAGGUAUUGUGUCUGUCUACAACUAAAAAUAUUUUUUAAAAAACAAUUCAUAACAUACAGUAUGUUAAGUAGCUAUAUCAUUUAGAAUAUUAAUAUCGUAUAAACAAAUAAAAAUAUUCACUGCUUUAAUCACUGAAACAUUUCCAAAUAGCAGGUAUUUAUUUUAAAUGUUAGCUAUCACAAGAGUUUUUAAAUAGCAAUAUGUUUAAAAAUUAUACAUGGCAGGUUAAAGGCAUCAGUGUAAUUAUUUUAUAACUGGGAUAUAAUCGAAAGUGUAGGAAGAUUAAUUUGGCAACAAUAUCUAAGUUAUAUUUUUAUUUAGGAAUAAAAGUGAGUGUCUUAAUAUAACGUCAAUAUUAACAUACCCACACAUUUCUGUACUUCUAAUAGUAUAAUUUUUUAUUUUUACUUAUCUUUCUUUUUUUUUGCAGUGCUGGGGAUCAAACAUAGUGUGUCCAAAUGCUAGGGAAGUGCUCUACUGAGCCACAUCCUCAGUGCCCUCUAUCUUUUAUUUAAUUGGGAAUGGAUAGAUGGAUGGUUUUUUAUUUGUUUUAGCGGGGUGGUGUUUUGUUUUGGUUUGGUUUUUGGUGCUGGGAUCAAACCCGGGGCUCUGUAACACUAACUACAUUCCCAGCCCUUUUUAUUUUUAAGACAGUAUCUUGCUAAGUUUCUGAGGCUGGCCUCUUGCAAUCCUCCUGCUUCAUCCUUCUAAGUCUCUGGGAUAUCAGGUAUGUGCCACUGUGCCUGGGUAGGAAUUUAAUGUAUCACGUGAAGUCAGUUUUUCUAUUUCAUAUAUCCCUUAUGUAUACAUUAAAAGAUUAUUUAUUACAUUCUAAUGUCACCAAAACAUCUUAGGCUUUUAACUAAAACCAGUUAAACUUCAAAAUUUCAAUCAGAUUAAAACCCCUGGCUUAGAAGUAAGCAUAGGAAGCUUUUUUGCAAAUGAAUCAUAUCAGAGUAUAUGUUGAAUGUGCUGCGGAUUAAGUGGCCUAUAUCGACACUAAUGUUCAUAGAGUGCUGGAUGGAUGCUGUAAGGCUUUUGGUCUCAAGACCUUUUCUUUUGUUUUAUAUGGGUUAUAUAUAUCAACAGAAUACUAAAAAUUCAAAGUUUUUUAAUUUACUUAUUUGUUUAUUUUUGUGACAGGAUUUGGCUCUGUUGCCCAGGUACUUCUUGAACUCUGGAACCUCGUGCCUCAGCUUCCCCAGUAGGCAUGAUUACUAUCAUGUACUACAGCACUGGCUCCAAAAAUUUAGUUUUAAAAUAUUUAUUUGGUUCAGCAUGGUGGCACAGGCCUAUAAUCCCAGCAACUCAGGAGGUCGAGGCAGGAAGAUUGCAAGUUCAAAACCAGCCUCAGCAGCUUAUCUAGGUGCUAAGCAACUCAGUGAUAGCCUAUCUCUAAAUAAAAUACAAAAUAGGGCUGAGGGUGUGGUUCAGUAGUCGAGUGCCCCUGAGUUCAAUCCCUACCAAAUUUAUUUACUUAAAAAUAAUGACUUUGAAGCAUGUGCCUGUAGUCCCAGCCACACAGGGAGGCUGAGGCAGGAGAUUUGCUCAAGCAAGAGUUCAAGUCCAGUCUGGGGAACAGUAUGAUUGUCUCUAAAAAGUAUGGGCUGGGGUUAUGACUCAGCAGUAGAGUGCUCGCCUCACAUGAGCAAGGCCCUGGGUUUGAUCCUCAGCACCACAUAAAAAUAAAUAAAGUCAUAAAAAAUUAAAAAAUAAAAAGUAAAUAAUGAUAAUAAUAACUUCCAAAACAUAAAAAGAUUUAAGUGAGAAAGUGGCAUUUUCUUUUUCUGCAAAUAUCCUUUCUGUCUGACUUAAUGAUGGAUUCUCUUUUGUUGUGAGGAGUUUUUGUUUUGUUUUGUGUUUUUGACAUGCUGUUAGAGAUCAGGCCCAGGCCUGGCACAUGCUAGGCAAGCUCUCCUCUGUUGAGCUAUAUCCCCAACCCCAGAUAGCUUGUCCUCUUUGCUUCUUCGUUCACUGCUGUAAUAGCACACACCAUGUAACCUCUGGAAGACACCACUGUACAUUCAUGAGAGGUGAAGCAUAUAACACCUUAUUAUUACUAAGAAAAGAGUUUUGACAGCAUAACCCCCCGAAUGGCUCUCAGGAACCCCCAGUGAUCCUCUAAGAUUCAGUCCUUUAAAGCAAUGUAUAGUUUACAAUAAUACUCAAGCCUUAGUGUAAGAAUCAUUUGGUAGGGGCUGGGGAUGUGGUUCAAGCGGUAGCGCGCUCGCCUGGCAUACGUGCGGCCCGGGUUCUAUCCUAAGCACCACAUACAAACAAAGAUGUUGUGAACAAAGAUGUAGUGUCCGCCAAAAAACUAAAAAAUAAAUAUAUUUUAAAAAAAGAAUCAUUUGGCUUUUCAAAAAUGCCCAUUCCUAUCCCAGCAGCUUCAGAGGCUGAGGCAGGAGGAUUACAAGUUCAAAGCCAGCCUCAGCACCUUAUCAAGGCACUAAGCAACUCAGUGAAACCCUAUCUCUAAGUUAAAUACAAAAAAGGGCUGGGGAUGUGGCUCAGUGGUAGAGUGACCCUGAGUUUAAUCCCUGGUACCAAAAAAAGAAAAAUGCCCAUUCCUGCCACCUACCACAAACAUAAUGAUGCAUUUUCUCUGGGGUAGGUCCCAAAUCACUGCAGUUGAAAUCUUGAGUGAUGCUGAGGGAUGUGGUGGCUGUACCAUCCUCAGAAAAUCCUGCACUAAGCUUCUAUCCUAAGAAAAUAAAGCCAGCAUAUGUCACCAUGGACAGUGGAAGACUCCCAAAGAAAGCUGCUGUAUCUCUAUCCCCACAGUUUGCUCUCACAGAGAGCCCUCCCUCCUUUAACCUGAAGUAAUCAUGACAUAAUCCUGUGCUUUGUCUCCUGUAACUCAAAUGAGACAGGGCUGGAUCAUUUGAAUGAGAUUUUUUCCUAAAGGGUCAGGAAUAACAAAAGAGAACUACUUACAUAACUAGAUGGCAUGGCUUCUCUGUCUAGUUUGUGGUCUAUUUUAAGGACGCUUCCUUUCGUAGUUCCCAGCUGUCCAUGUGGUAGAGGUCUUUUUAUUGGAAAAAGAGGAAGAAAGGAGAUCCUUUUUCCCUUUGUCCUUUACCCUAGGAAAUGGGCAGGUAAUACAAAAUAAACGUUUACUGUCAGUAACAUACAACAGUGUUAAAAGUCCUCUCUAAUAAGACAAAAAUAAUGACAUUCUUACAAAAAAAAAAUAAAUAAAAAUCAAUGAACUUCUCUUUCAAAUAUGGGAAAUAAUUUAUGAUUGUUCAUAUAUGUUCGGGAAUCUGUAAGAUGUUUCAUAUAGGCCUAUCAUGAAGUAUUUUUAUUUGCAUAAUUAAAAUGAAUAGACGAUUCUCCAAGUAUUUGUACAAGCAGCCUUUCUUAGGAUGAGAUUGUUAAAUAUAUAUAUCACUGGGGGCAGUGGCGUAUACCUGUUAUCCCAGCAGCUCAGGAGGCUGAGGCAGGAGGAUCACAAGUUUAAAACCAGCCUCAGCAACUUAGUAAGGCCCUAAGCAACUUAGUGAGACCCUGUCUCUAAACAAAAUAUUUAAAACGGCUGUGGGUGUGUCUCAGUGGUUAAAUACUUCUGGGUUCAAUAUCUGGUACCAAAAAAAAAAAAAAAAAAAGAGUGUUAGAUACCUACAGAACCACCACCCCCCUUUGUGGAGUUUCCAGUUUAUAAUUCAUUAACCAGGAGAUAAAAUGGAACUUUCUUAUGUAUACAUAUAGCGUUUGCCCCAAUAAGAGGUGCCUAUAAAGACUUAUCAUCAGCAAUAACCUUCAUUUUUUUAACUGUGAAAACUUGUGUUAAUGUGAAUAAUAAUCUCAAACGUUUUGUGAUAAGUUAAUCAUCUGAUAAAGCAUUUUACUUGAAAGUUUGUAUGUUGUAAAAUUAUUAAAUGCACAGAAUAUGUAAUGCAGGUUGGUUGGAAAACAAACUGGAUUUGCCAAGAGAAGGAAAACUUGAAAAUAAGCAAAUAUCUAAACAGUUGUUUCAAAGCCGUCAUCAAUUUCUUGAAAAUCAUUAGGGCUAAUAUAUAGAAGCAUAUUCUCAUUUUAAAAUUUUUGAUUGAGUAGUUAAAUGACUAUGCAUUAUUGAAGUUAAAACUUAUUUUAUGUACUUUUCAUGAUGUUUCAGUGUAUUGAUAAUAUGGGUGUAUCAAUUUAUUUCAGUGCCUUAAAGUAUUUUGAAUGCAAUAUUUUGCUAAUGGUUAAAGAACUGUUCUCUUAGGAAUGAAAUGCUCUCCGUUAAAAGGAUCUAUGAAGUACUUUACAUUUGUUAUAAAAUAGCUACACAUGGGUGCAUUUGU